ACACAUGCACCGCAACCAUUGUUACCAUCUCCCGUACACGUGUCACACUCCCGCAUAACCUCUUCUGCAUUUAUCUCUGCUGUUUUACUUCACCCCCUCAAUUGCGUUGCGUACGGUCCCCAUUCCCCCUCUCCUCAAAUGAUCUGUUGGUUGGGUUACCAAACGCAGAUUUACGAAUUUUACGAAUCAUUACUGAUUAGUGGAUUUAAUCGAACAACCACCCACUUUUAACUGAUAGAUUGCUUUAUAAUAAGCAAAGUCACUUUCCAGCGUUCCCCUUUACUUCUCUCUCAAAAAAGAGAAAGUUGUGCUAGUAUUUAAUUAUUUUUUUAAUUAUAGUCCGGGGAAAAUCUUGAGGCGGUGAAUCUGAAUUGCGUUCGUUUAAAAUUGGGGGGUUUGUUGUAGCGAUGGAGUUUACAGUUCACUUGUCGUCACCAAAUACGCGUUUGGUUUACGCGUAGAUAUAUCUUUUCUCUUAAGAUUCUUCAAUUUUGCUCAACUUGCUUUGCUUGGUGUCGCAGUCAGAUCCGCUUCUGCUUUUUGAUUCUGCGCCUAACGUGGCCGGACAUUCCUCCUGUCACUGCAGAUCAAGUGGAGAAUAUCACGGUUGAUACGGAUAGAAGCUGCAUCUUUUGUUUGAAUAGAAAAUUCAUUAUCCUCUUGCAAAGAGGCCUGAAAGAGGCAGAGGUUUUGUGAUUUUAUUAGCUAUAGCAAAUACUAAGAAUUUUGCUGUUUCAUUGAGUUGGAGGGAUAUGGAGUCUUCUGUGAUGAUAUUGCUUUUGACACCAAGGGUUUCGUGAUUUAGCUGUGCUGAGCCAGAGGCUGAGACAGAUAAGUGUUAGAAAUGGCAUCCAGGGAAGGAAGGCGCAAUCAUGAGAAUCUUGUACCCUUAGCUGCAUUGAUCAGCAGAGAGAUGAAGAUUGAAAAGAUGGAGAAGCCAACAGUGAGAUAUGGGCAUGCUGCUCAGUCCAGGAAAGGAGAGGAUUAUUUCAUGGUUAAGACAGAUUGCCAUCGAGUGCCUGGGAACCCAUCAUCAGCAUUUUCUGUAUUUGCGAUCUUUGAUGGGCAUAAUGGAAAUGCUGCGGCAAUUUUUACUAGGGAGAAUUUGUUGAAUCACGUGUUGGGAGCGAUUCCUCAUGGACUUGGGCGAGAGGAAUGGCUUCAUGCUUUGCCUCGGGCAUUGGUUGCUGGGUUUGUGAAAACUGAUAAGGAAUUUCAAAGCGGAGGAGAAACAUCCGGGACAACUGCUACAUUUGUUAUAGUAGAUGGAUGGACAGUGACUGUUGCUUCUGUUGGGGACUCACGUUGUAUUUUAGAUACUCAAGGGAGAGCUGUCUCUACCUUAACUGUUGAUCAUAGACUUGAAGAAAAUGUGGAGGAGAGAGAACGUGUUACUGCUAGUGGAGGUGAAGUUGGAAGGCUUAGUAUUUUUGGUGGUGCAGAGAUUGGUCCCCUUCGUUGUUGGCCAGGAGGUUUAUGCCUUUCAAGGUCAAUUGGAGAUAUGGAUGUAGGAGAGUUUAUUGUUCCUGUACCACAUGUUAAACAAGUGAAGCUAUCAAAUGCAGGUGGGAGGCUUAUACUUGCUUCUGAUGGCAUCUGGGAUGCCCUAUCAUCGGAAAUGGCUGCAAAAUCUUGCCGUGGCUUGCCAGCUGAACUUGCUGCUAGACAAGUUGUCAAGGAGGCACUAAGGACAAGGGGGCUUAAGGAUGAUACUACUUGCAUAAUUGUUGACAUAAUUCCUCCUGAAAAUUCAGUACAGCCUUCAACUCCCCCCAAGAAGCAGAACAAACUGAGAGCCUUAUUAUUCAGGAAGAGAUCUCGUGAUUCUGCCAAUAAACUAUCAAAGAAGCUUUCUGCUGUCGGCAUAGUGGAAGAACUGUUUGAAGAAGGUUCAGCAAUGCUUGCUGAGAGACUGGGAAAUGAUGACAAUGCAGCACAGUCAACAUCUGGUCUCUUCAUGUGUGCUGUAUGCCAGGUUGACCUUGCUCCAAGUGAAGGCAUCUCAGUCCAUGCAGGCUCCAUCUUCUCCAUGAGCUCAAAACCCUGGCAAGGGCCUUUCCUCUGUGCUGAAUGUCGUCAUAAGAAAGAUGCUAUGGAAGGAAAAAGGCCCAGUGGAGUUAAAGUGUCAUAAUUUCUUCAUUGUUGCUUACCAUUGUUUUUGUCCCUUGAUUCUUUUGUAUUCCCAUUAUCUUAGGUAAGGAAAUUAUUUGAAUCUUACUGCAAUAUUGCAUCCAAUGUAUAUGUAAUAUCUGCAAAUAAUCUGGAAAAAACUUAGCAAUGAAGGAAGAUUGAUCUCGGAGAACCUCGAUUGAGAGUCCGGGUUUCUUUGCAA
Messenger RNA from Tripterygium wilfordii, 2332 nucleotides. RefSeq names its product probable protein phosphatase 2C 15. Lineage: Eukaryota; Viridiplantae; Streptophyta; Magnoliopsida; Celastrales; Celastraceae. The record is from RefSeq and is a predicted model, not a curated record. Gene Ontology annotation, biological process: protein dephosphorylation. Bases 845 to 2131 code for a protein of 428 amino acids. The transcript is spliced from 9 exons. Gene Ontology annotation, molecular function: protein serine/threonine phosphatase activity.